Messenger RNA from Marasmius oreades (fairy-ring Marasmius), 894 nucleotides. RefSeq lists its product as uncharacterized. The transcript is spliced from 4 exons. Gene Ontology annotation, cellular component: membrane; mitochondrion. Gene Ontology annotation, biological process: mitochondrial respiratory chain complex IV assembly. Bases 1 to 894 code for a protein of 297 amino acids. The record is from RefSeq and is a predicted model, not a curated record. Lineage: Eukaryota; Fungi; Basidiomycota; Agaricomycetes; Agaricales; Marasmiaceae.
AUGAAUCUUUUAUUUCGUCCACAGUUCCGAUAUCAUUCCGCUCGAUUUAAGCUACGGGCGUCCAGCACAAUUCGUAACGGGUUCACUAGGCUUGUCCAUUCUGACAAUGCCAAUGUUCCCUCAAUAUACAAGCCUCGACGGGAGCCCUGGAUGAGCCCGACCAUGGUCGCUGUUGGCGUCAUUCCCAUUUUCACGUUUGCCCUCGGAACAUGGCAACUAGGGCGACUCAAAUGGAAGAUAAAUCUAAUUGAUGAACUGCAAGAGAAACUAGAACUCCAUCCCUUAACACUCCCUAGUAAAAUCAAUCUUUCAGUUCUCCCCGAGUUUGUCUGGCGCAAGGUAGUGCUCAAAGGAAGAUGGGAUCAUGAACAUACAAUGCUUCUAUCACCCCGUGUCAGAGAAGGAGUACAUGGAGCACAUGUGGUAACUCCGCUGGAUCGAGAAAACGGAACAACGGUUCUAGUCAAUCGAGGGUUUGUCUCCACUGAAUUCGCUCAAAGCGCGUUAUUCUGUAAAGAGAAGGGGGAAGUCGAAUUUACGGGUAUGUUGCGAAUGUCCCAACCGCGUAAUAUGUUUACUCCCGACAAUCGUCCUGAAGAAGGAAAAUGGUACUGGACAGACGUAGAGGGGAUGGCAGAAUUCGCAGGUGGAGAAAAGCGCAAAGUACAACCAGUUUACAUCGAACAAAUCUUCGAUGGACACGCCGGCGACGCAGCUUUUUGUCUGAGUAAAGGUGUGCCCGUGGGUCGGCCAGCCACAGUCGACCUCCGAAAUGCGCACUUGUCCUACGUUAUAACCUGGUACGGCUUAUCUGCCCUAACAAGCCUCCUCUUUAUCCGUUUACUCAUGAAACGAAGGAGCACCCGUACCCGUCAAUUACCGCGUUAUACUUAG